CCUUAAAGCUCAUUAAUGCUUCUUGAUUCCGUUCUACCUUACGAACAUUGACGAGAAGCUGUGAUUUACGAUGUCAGAGCAUGAUGAUACCUUGCUGGAUGAAGAUCUCGGGGAUGAAGAAUACGAUCUGGGUAAUGACGAGGAGGAGGCUCUCCUAGCAGAUGACUAUGAAUUAGAAAGGCAGAAUAGCUAUAAGGGAGAAGAGGAAACAGAUGAUGUACUGGACUUAGGAGUCACGGACGCGCUCGACGACUUAGAUGCUGAAGACGAAAAUAUAGAAUUUAGUAGAGGCAAUACUGAUAAACGUAGCGAUAACGAUUUCUAUAAAGAUGGAGAGCAUCCGGAGACACAGUCGUCGUCAUAUUAUGAGCAAGAUGAGAAUGCCGAGUAUGCGAAUGAACAUGAGGCGUUGCCUCAGUCCAACAGAAAUUUGGAGUCCAAUAGCAUUAACGUUUCUAAUAACAUCGGCAUGGGCGAUCUGCGCGAGAAGUUGCAGAAAAACGUGCAGAAGAGCAUGUACAUCGGCAACGGGCAAGGAAUGGAAGACGACGACUGCGAAGAGGCGAAGGAAAGGCGAAACAGAUUUCAAAACGAGCGUACAAUGAUUUCUCAAAGGAUGAACAAUGAUAUUCCGGAUACAUUAGAGAAUAUCCUCACAUCGGAACCAUCCAGAACAUCAUUCAGAGGAAGAGGAGGACGGGGUCGUGGAGCAAGAGGAAGUAGAGGAAGAUUUAACGUACAAACUGGAAACUUUAAUCCAAGAUUUGGUACGGCACGGCCGAGUUUUGAAAGUCAACCGUCUGUGUGUAGACCGCCAUUAAUAGAGACCAGACCAUGUCUUCUGGGUGUAUUAAGUAACAUGCAAAAUCAACAGCUAAUAUACCAACAAGCUAAUCCACAACAACCCUUUCAACAGCCCUUUGGUCUGAACGGCCCGAUGCAAGGGCCGCCCGCACAAUUCACGGAGAACAGACCGCAAUUCAAUCCCGGACAGUUCCAGAGCCCUUUAGGACCACGUCCAAUUGGCUCGAGACUGUCCGAGUAUGGACCCAGAGGUCCCUUGACAGUAGGAUCUAUGCAAGGACCGGGUUAUAAUUGUUCACCCAAUCAGCCACCGUAUCAUUCAUCGAUGCAACCACCAUUCCCAAAUCCAGUCGGUAUCAUGCAAGAGAAUCGGCCAAUGCAAAGUAAUCAAGGGCCUUUAUUGCAAGGCAAUUCAGGCGGAGUCUCACUUCUCGGCAAUCCGAACAUACUGCCGCCUGGGAAUCCGAAUAUGCUGCCACCGGGAGGAAAUCUGCCGAUGCCGCCUAUGCAGGGAUUCCCACGCCAGCAACCCUCCCAGGGCCCACCCAUGCAAAACCUGCCAACCGUACCGCAAAUGCCUAGUCAGCCGCCCUUCGAAAACAGAUUGCCGCCGUUCCAAGAAUCACAAUUCGAAGGUCGGAGCGUAUACGACGCAAGAGCUGGUUAUCAUCCCGAUCAAGUACCCAAUAACCAAUUUAAUAAUACGAUGCCACCGGUACCACAACAGUCGGUAUCUAAUGUAUCACAUAGUGUGUCUUUGCCUCCAGGCCACAAGAUUCUAAUCAACCCUCAUUUUAGAGGCACUGUUCAACCUGGAAAUGACGCUCGACUUGCAUGGGAUUCUAAUCAGCAAGUUCAAUCGCAAGUUUCUCAUAGUGGACAAUUUCCACAACCUCUUUCAUUAUAUCAGAAUCAAGGAUCCUACACUCAAUCUCAGCAAGGUUCAUCGCAAUAUCAACAGAACUAUCAACAAAAUAAAAGUGAUGAUCCAUAUGCAUAUUUUUCUGACGUGUGGCAAGAAAAUAGACCUCAAAGAUCUCAAAAUAUGAGCCCGAGUAAGCAUUAUCCUUCAGAUAAUAAUUAUUCUCGCGAAAGUUACAAUGAUAGUAAAUUUAAAUCGGAAAGUCAGUGGGAUCAAAGGGACAAUUAUCAAGAGGAUCACAGAGGAUCUCACCAGAGUUAUCGAGAAAGAGAUUUACCGCUACGAACAAGAAAUGAUCAUAUACAGAGAAGCAGAACGCCACCGAAUGUGUAUCGUGGCGAUUCUUAUGAUCAAAAGACUAGAUCGACGAAUUUCGCAUCUCGUGGAAUAAACAGGCCUUCACAAAAGAGGAUCUCUGAAUCUUCGGAUAAACCGCGAGAAUUGAGUCCGAAACGCAGUAAACCUUCCAAGAGAAAUCUUCAAGAAGUGCGAAGAGUACAUACAGCAGGUGAAACCGUUGUUGAUAAGGACGAAGAUAAUGAUCCAGAAAUGCAAGAAUAUCGUAAAAAAAUGGAGGAACAAAAACGUCUUCGGGAAAAGUUACUACGCGAGAAAGAGAAUAGACGUAAAAUGGCCGCGAUAGAGAAGCAAAAUGAAGAUACGAAGAUCGAUUCGAAUACUAUUGCAGCAAAUGAAAAUAUUCAGCAAGAAACAAAGUCUGUGUCGACGCUGAUGGGACUUGUAAAUGACACUGUUAAAAUUCGUCCUACUGUUGCUAAAGGACGCAGUCGUCCUGUCAAUGCACAAAACACAGAGGCAGCAGACAGACCAUCUAAUAUGCGAAUUAUCAGAACGAUACAAACUAACGAUUUAUCAGAUACGAGUGGCUCAAAAAAUAAUUCCGGACAAGUGACCAGUCAAGCUAUUGAUAUUGUACAAACGAGACAAGUAGUACAACCAUCUGGCAUGCGAAGAGUUGUGAUACAGAAACCUCUAUUAAAUUCGCAAAAAGUUGCCACCACGAUACAAAAAACUGUCUCCAAUUUACAAAAAAAUCAUUUACAGCAGAAAAUAUCUAAUGUGCAGAUUAUACAGACUCAGAAAGUUUUGCAGAAUCAGAGUAAUGCAUUACAAAAAUCGACGAUUGUCGGUUCAAAAGCAUCAAUCAUUAAUCAGAGAGUAAUGGGGCAUAAAGCAUCGAGUGGUCUACAGAAAACCGUGAUCAAUGAUAAUGCGAAUGUCUAUAUUCAAAAAGCCACAAGUGCGCAACAAAAUUCUCAGCGAAUUGUGCUGCAGAAAUCUGCAAUACAAGCGAAAAAAUUACCUGACAUAAAGACAAACACAGUUAAAUUAGAAAACUUAGCCGCAAGCACGUCUGAGGCCCAAAUCAGACGUAUGUGUCAAGCCAUCGGAACUAUUGAGAAUAUACGCAUGGGCGAAGGUAAUGCGACCAUUGUGUUUAAGACGCAAUCUGCCGCUAUGGUGUUUCACAAAAAAUACCAGCGUAAAAUGCUCGAUCUAUCGCUGAUAACUGUUCGUCUCGUGCCGCAAAGUGCACCCGGGAGUAAAGCGGUUACGACUGUCGCGAAGAAAUUCUAAAGAGGAAAGAAAGAAUCUCGGAAUAUCCUCAGUAUAUCUUUAAUGUUAAUUUGACGUGAACCGUGACUCUCCUAGAUGUUACUUCUCUCGUUUCAGGAUUCAUCCAGACUUGUUUAAUAGAGAUAUAAAAAAAUAUGUAUCUAUAUUUUAUAUAUAUGCACACAACACAUACACUUC
Messenger RNA from Atta colombica, 3502 nucleotides. RefSeq names its product RNA-binding protein 33-like. Lineage: Eukaryota; Metazoa; Arthropoda; Insecta; Hymenoptera; Formicidae. The transcript has 11 exons. Gene Ontology annotation, molecular function: RNA binding. The coding region runs from base 71 to 3325 and encodes 1084 amino acids. The record is from RefSeq and is a predicted model, not a curated record.